This is a messenger RNA of Arabidopsis lyrata subsp. lyrata, 616 nucleotides long. RefSeq names its product putative BTB/POZ domain-containing protein At2g40440. The record is from RefSeq and is a predicted model, not a curated record. Bases 74 to 616 code for a protein of 180 amino acids. The transcript has 2 exons. Gene Ontology annotation, molecular function: protein binding. Lineage: Eukaryota; Viridiplantae; Streptophyta; Magnoliopsida; Brassicales; Brassicaceae.
UCUUCUUCUCUCUAUAUAAUUACCUGCCCACAAUCGUUAACUAAAUCAUAUUGACGAUAUAUACUUAAAAAACAUGGCAACAGAAACCAACAAAGAGCUUUUCGUGGGUGGAUUUGCAAAGAUUUUGAAAGAACAACGUCAAGUCGAUGUACGUCUAAAGGCAGGGGACAGUGGUGAGGGGGGUGCUUCUAUUUCUGCCCAUAAGCUUGUUCUGUCUGCAAGAUCAGAGGUGUUUAAGAAGAUGUUGGAAUCAGACGAGAUCAAGACUUCGGCUCAGCUAGAGACAAUCACUCUCUGUGAGAUGAAACACGAAGAAUUAGAGGCUUUCCUUGAAUUCUUAUACAGCGACGGCUCUAUGCUUUCAGAAAAAGAGAAGCAACACGUUAGGUCACUCUAUCUUGCGGCUGACAAAUAUGGCAUUCCGCAUCUACGGGAUCUAUGCAGAAGCGAGCUUAUAUCAUAUCUUAACUCUUCAAAUGCUCUUGACAUCCUUGAGCUCGCCCAAAUCCCUUUUGACGAUGCCCUCCAUGAUUCCGCCUUCAAUAAUAUCAUAACCAAUUUGGGUGCUAGAAUCUUUAGAGGCAAUGGUCGAUAUUGUCAUCAGUACCGUUACUGA